This is a messenger RNA of Chaetura pelagica (chimney swift), 807 nucleotides long. Its product is annotated as olfactory receptor 52E2-like. Lineage: Eukaryota; Metazoa; Chordata; Aves; Apodiformes; Apodidae. Gene Ontology annotation, biological process: G protein-coupled receptor signaling pathway. The record is from RefSeq and is a predicted model, not a curated record. Gene Ontology annotation, cellular component: membrane. Gene Ontology annotation, molecular function: olfactory receptor activity; G protein-coupled receptor activity.
AUGUCCACCACCAACCAACCCAACACCAACUCCUUGUCUUUUCUCCUGAUGGGCAUCCCUGGCCUGGAGACUCUCCACAGAUAGAUUGCCAUCCCCUUCUGCUUCAUGCACCUCAUGACCUUGCUGGGAAACAGCCUGGUCCUCCUGGCCGUGGGGCUGGACCAGAACCUCCAUCAGCCCAUGUGCUAUUUCAUUUCCAUGUUGCCCAUCAUCGACCUCAUCUUCUCCACUGCUGUUGUUCCCAAAAUUUUGGGUGUGUUCUGGUUGGAUUCAAGAGAGAUUGGCUUUGAGCCUUGCUUCAUCCAGAUGUUCUUCAUCCACACCUUCACUGCUGUGGAGCCAGGGGUGCUGCCCAUGUCCUGCGACAGGUACGUUGCCAUCUAACCCCUGGGAUACAGCACCAUCCUCACAAGCUUAAGGACCAUCCAGAUAGGACUGGUGUCACUGGCCAGCCUCCUCGUGGCAACCCUGCUGGUGGGGACUGACUCUGUCUUCUCCUUCUCCUAUGGCAUGAUCCUCAGGUCUGUGGUGAGGCUGCCAUCCCAAGAGGCUCAGCUCAAGGCCCUCAGGACCUGCAGGUCCCACAUUUCCAUCAUCCUGAUGUUCUACCUGGGUGGCCUCCUCUCCAUGCACCUGCAGAUGUUCUCCUUUGACUCAGCUCCUCACGUCCAGGUCCUGGUGGCUGAUUUCUACCUGACAGUCCCUCCCGUGCUCAACCCCCUCAAGUAUGGUGUGCAGAUGAAGCAGAUCCAGGAAGGGAUCUUCAAACUCUUGGGGCUUGGCAGGACUCAGGAUCUCACCAGCUGA